This is a messenger RNA of Parnassius apollo (apollo), 543 nucleotides long. The record is from the annotation of a GenBank genome assembly. Lineage: Eukaryota; Metazoa; Arthropoda; Insecta; Lepidoptera; Papilionidae.
AUGUGCCAAUCCAUAACAAUAAUCCUUUCAGUGUUGAUGGCCUACGCUAAUGGUCGGUAUUUAAAACAAGAUGAUUACAGAAGCCCGUAUCUAUUUGUUGAAGAUGGUCGCAACAUCAGAGCCUACGAUUUAGAAGAAGCUUUGUCGCAAGAUCCGCACGACAGACAUGGCGCAAGUUUAACUGGACAGCAUAAACCAGGCUUUGCAGAUCAAUUGACUGCGGCCGGGAAGUAUAAUCUGCUUCACGAAGAUAAACAUGAUAUUUCUGCUCAAGCUUUUGCAACGAGAACCUUUCCCAGCAAUCCCAACAUUCCCAAUUAUGAUACAUACGGUGGCAUGAUUGGGUACACAUACGACGAUAAACAUGUCGUAAGUUUGGGUGGACAGCAUAUACCUGACCUUGGAUAUCAAUUUACUGCGGCUGGGAAGUUCAAUUUGCUGCACAACGAUGAACAUGAUAUUACUGCUCAAGCUUUUGCAACGAGAAUCUUUCCCAGCAAUCCCAACAUUCCCAACUUCGAUAUAUACAGUGUCAAAGUUUGA